Messenger RNA from Dipodomys spectabilis (banner-tailed kangaroo rat), 1102 nucleotides. RefSeq names its product cyclin G1 (gene Ccng1). Gene Ontology annotation, cellular component: nucleus; cytoplasm; cyclin-dependent protein kinase holoenzyme complex. Gene Ontology annotation, molecular function: cyclin-dependent protein serine/threonine kinase regulator activity. Gene Ontology annotation, biological process: regulation of cyclin-dependent protein serine/threonine kinase activity; mitotic cell cycle phase transition. The transcript has 6 exons. The coding region runs from base 206 to 1093 and encodes 295 amino acids. NCBI's taxonomy places the organism in Eukaryota, Metazoa, Chordata, Mammalia, Rodentia, Heteromyidae. The record is from RefSeq and is a predicted model, not a curated record.
UCUCCGCGGACCCAGUGGAACACAGGAGUGCCUCGGAGGCUCAGCGGAGACCUCCGUCCAAGACGCCCUCCCCGGGCCUCCCCACCCCGGCCCGCGGGGCCCCUCGCCUCGUAGGCCUCUGGAGUGUGGUUUCGGGGGGCGAGGCGAGAGCAGGCCCGGGGAGGGGGCGCGCGCGGACCGCCGGGGAGCCGCCGACGCUGUCACGAUGAUCGAGGUAUCGACAACACCUGACGCCCAGAAUCUGCUACACCAGCUGAACACCCUCCUGGAGCAGGAGUCGAGAUGUCAGCCCAAGCUCUGUGGCUUGAGGCUGAUCGAGACUGCCCACGACAACGGCCUGAGGAUGACGGCGAGGCUCAGGGACUUCGAAGUGAAAGACCUUCUGAGCCUGACCCAGUUCUUUGGCUUUGACACAGAGACGUUUUCCCUAGCUGUCAAUUUACUGGACAGAUUCCUGUCUAAAAUGAAGGUACAGCCCAAGCACCUUGGGUGUGUUGGACUGAGCUGCUUUUACUUGGCUGUAAAGUCAAUAGAAGAGGAAAGGAAUGUCCCUUCGGCAACUGACUUGAUCCGAAUAAGUCAGUAUAGAUUUACGGUUUCAGACUUGAUGAGAAUGGAAAAGAUUGUCUUGGAGAAGGUGUGUUGGAAAGUCCGAGCUACCACGGCCUUUCAGCUUCUGCAACUCUAUUCUUCCCUCAUUCGGGAGAACUUGCCACCUGAAAGGAGAAAUAGCCUUAAUUUUGAAAGACUAGAAGCUCAACUGAAGGCAUGUCACUGCAGGAUCCUAUUUUCUAAGGCAAAGCCUUCGGUGUUGGCCCUGUCCAUUGUGGCUCUGGAGAUCCAGGCACAGAAGGCCCUAGAAUUAACAGAAGGUGUCGAAUGCCUUCAGAAACAUUCUAAGAUAAGUGCUCGGGAUUUGAUCUUCUGGCAAGAGCUCGUAUCCAAGUGUUUAACUGAAUAUUCAUCCAACAAGUGUUCCAAACCAAAUGUUCAGAAGUUGAAGUGGAUUGUUUCCGGGCGGACCGCAAGACAGUUGAAGCAUAGUUACUACAGAAUAAGUCACCUCCCAACCAUCCCCGAAACUGUUUCAUAAAUGGGCAAA